CUGGCAUCCUCCUCAUCUCCGCCGUCUGUAGCUUACGGCUUCCCUGUGUUGUUCUCUCGCCCGUUUCCCCCUAAUGUCGUUCAUGCCCUCAUGACCCUCUAUGACAACCCCAGAUGUCUUUCGAGAUGCGGAAUACAUCGCUGACGUGUCCGGCUUAUCAUAUGGAAGCGUCGCGGACGUCGAUGGACGGUCGAGCUCCCCCGACCCUCACGAUGGGCGCAUAAAGAAGCAGCAGUCGGCCGCGAAGGUUGCGCUGAUCGAUCGGCUGCUCCGCGAUCUUGACAUCUUAAUCUAUUGUCAACUCUCUGCCCUCUAUUAUAUGGACUGCUCUAUCGUUCUCUUCGCCGUACGGGCUAUCAUCCAGUUAAUCUUCUUCACCCCUAAAGCCCCGCCAUUCGACCCAACGCGGAACCAGCCCUUCGUUGGCGCCAUCUUCGCCAGCAACCUCUUCUGUAUGACGUUCCAUUAUUUCUUCAUUCACCCGGACGCAGGGGAAUCUACCCGCGGCUACCUCCACGGCGGACUCUUGAUCGACUUCAUUGGCCAGAAGGCGCCCGUGCCGGUCACUCGGCUCCUCGCUUUCGACGUGCUGGUCAUGUUACUCGAUCUUAUCAUGCUGGGUCUUAUCGUCGAGCGGGUCAAGACUACGGAGGCGACCGCUGCCGCCAGCACCGCAACCACGUCACCGUCGUCCUCUUCUGCACAGUCGCCUAUCGUCACGCCCCGAGAUCGGGAUCGAGAUCAGGACCAUGAUUUCGAGGAGCGCGGUGUUCUGCGCAAUGGCAGCGACAGCAUUAGCCACAGCUCGAGUUCGUCAAGGACGAGUGGCCACGGGAUCGGACUGAAUGAUGUGCUUGAAUCCGGAGCAUCUGGAUCUCAGUCUCCGCUUAGUUUACAUGAGCAGCUCGAGCGCAAUGAGUUGCUGGCAGACCCCUCGGAGAGCGGGCAUGUGUCGGGUAGUAAGAACCAUCACCCUUUGGAUUCGUUUGCCUCGGGAGAAGCGGUAGUCAUGGAUCUUGGUUUGUUCGAUGUGAUUCGAGACCAGUGGCGGUAUAGUACCGUCACUGCGAGACGCACCUCGGCGUACGUUCCGUCCGACCAGACGGCCGCUUUUCUUCGACAGCGAUUCGGACUCCAAGUGCGACCGGACGGGAGGGUAGAGAGAAUCGCCGCCGGAGGCUCUUGAAAUUAACUGCCCAAUUCCUUAAAUUAUACAGUCCGUACUUGGUGCUGCUUCGUGUACAUAUUAUAACCCGAAUAUAAAUGAUCAUGAUCUAUUU
Messenger RNA from Aspergillus steynii IBT 23096, 1280 nucleotides. RefSeq names its product DSC4 family protein. Gene Ontology annotation, biological process: SREBP signaling pathway; protein processing. The transcript has 2 exons. Lineage: Eukaryota; Fungi; Ascomycota; Eurotiomycetes; Eurotiales; Aspergillaceae. The record is from RefSeq and is a predicted model, not a curated record. Bases 101 to 1186 code for a protein of 361 amino acids. Gene Ontology annotation, cellular component: Dsc E3 ubiquitin ligase complex.